This is a messenger RNA of Dothidotthia symphoricarpi CBS 119687, 537 nucleotides long. RefSeq lists its product as uncharacterized. NCBI's taxonomy places the organism in Eukaryota, Fungi, Ascomycota, Dothideomycetes, Pleosporales, Dothidotthiaceae. The coding region runs from base 1 to 537 and encodes 178 amino acids. The record is from RefSeq and is a predicted model, not a curated record. The transcript is spliced from 2 exons.
AUGUCCGGCCUCGACCCCCAAGGCCCCUCCCAACCCACCCUCAACCAAGCCUACACCACGCCCGGCAACCCCGCGAGCAAAGACCCCACGGAAAAAUCCGAAUCCGAGUUCAACGCCAGCGACAACAGCGCCAUAGUCGACAAGCGCGUCCCCACCAAGCAAGCCAGCGACGCGCAAGGCGAGGCAAACUCCAAAGCGCCCGGCGGCGGCAUCCACGGCGCGCCCGCAGGCGAGGAGGCAAAGGGCAAGACGCACGAAGAUGUAGGCCGCCACAACGAGCUCGACGGCGAGCAGAUGGCUGCCCCCGGGGAGGGACGGGUGGCGGACGCGGUUGCGAAGGGGGGGAAGGGGAUGGGCGGGGGUGGUGCUGAGCCGGAUUUGGCUAGUGAUUUGGAUAGGAAGAAGGCUGAGCAGGCGGAGGCUAGAGAGGCGGUUAAGCAGUCGAGGAGUGAUGCGCAGGAUGGUGGGGCGUUGGGACAGCAGGGUGGUCCUGCGCAUCUUAUUGGUAAUGCGCAGGAUGAUGGCUACUCUAAGUAG